GAACAGAACAGCGAAACCCUUUCGUCCGGUGGAAUUCAAUUUCGCGGUUCUCCGUCCCCGGGACAAGGAUUCAGCAGAAGCUGGAAUCUUGUCUGAAUGAUCUGAUCGAUUCCCGUUAACUUGUUUCUGUUCAUCUCUUGGGUCUUUAAUUUUCUUGAUUGUCAUGGAGAACCCAGAACCAGAUGAGCCACUGAAGAAGAAGCCACACCAUUUUGACUCAGUUUCUCCGACCGCCAUGGCUCGGAACUCAUCUCCUUCUCAUGCCAGCCCCAAAAGUGUUGAUGCCACAGUUCUGCAGUUCCAGAAUCAAAAACUGGUUCAGCAGUUAGAUGUGCAGAAGAAACUGCUGCAUGAUCUUGAAACCAAGAUUGAAGAGUUGCGAAUCAACCAAACCUCUUAUGAUGACGAGCUUAUCUCAGUUAACGGGCUAUGGAAUCAGUUGGUUGAUGAUCUGACAUUGCUUGGAGCACGUGCUGGUGCCGGACCAGAAGCAUUAAAGUAUUUGGAUCAAGCAGAGAAAAAGCGAGGUUCAGUUCCACCAUGCGCCGCUGAUGAAAUGUUUCUAUGUAGACUUCUACAAGUGGAUUCUGUUGAAACUAGUAACAGUGAUGAAGUCGUAAGAAAAGUUGAAGAAGCUCUUGGUUUACGUCAUUCCUUUACGAUGGAGUUGAUGAGACUUUUCAAAGAUACCAUUGCCACUCAGAAAGCUAAAGUUGAAAGCAUAGCACAGAAUUUAAAUGCUGGAAAAUCAGCCGAAGAUGCCAUCAUCCAGUUGUCUAAAAUUGAUGAUUUGAUGAAUGAAGAGGCCAAAACUUUGCGUGAGGUGAUUGAUGCUUUGCAUUUGAGGCACAAAGAAUGUGCUGAGGAGAUUCAGGCAUAUAUUAGCUGCCACUCGACAGAUCAAUCUGAGCUUAAACACCUAAAAGGUCAAUUGGAAGAGAUCAAGGCCGAACUCGAAGAAAACAGAAGAAAAUUGAUAAACUUGAAAAUGCAAAAGGAUGCUGCAUAUGAAUCUCAGGCAACUACACCAGUAACUGCAAAUGGAAGCCUAUCUCCUGAGAAGCCUGUAGAUAAAAUGAAGUUGCGUGAAUUGAAGGAAUCAAUUGAAGAGAUUAAGAUAGUGGCAGAAGGUCGACUUUCUGAGCUUCAAGAUGCACAAGAGUAUAAUCUUUCAUUGUCAAGUCAAUGCCAAGAUAUCGAGAAUGAACUAAAGGAUGACCAGUAUAUAUACUCUUCUAAACUGUACAAUUUGAUCAAUGAUCAACUUCAUCAUUGGACUGUUGAACUGGAUCGGUACAAAAUUUUGACUGAUUCCCUUCAGGCGGAAAGGUCUUUUGUAAUGAGGCGGGAGAAGGAGCUGAAUGUAAGAGCAGAGUCUUUGGAGGCUGCUAACCCUAAAACCACUAGUGUCGAUUCUAGGAUAGAAGAUCUGGAACAGCAGCUACAGAGAUUUAUAAUUGAAAAGAAUGAUCUAGAACUUAAACUGGAAGAAGCUAUUCAAGAUUCAGAACGGAAGGAUAUCAAAACAGAGAUAAUUGUAAUGGCAUCGGCCUUGUCUAAGGAGAUGGAAAUGAUAGAAGCUCAGUUGAAUCGAUGGAAGGAAACUGCACAUGAAGCUCUUUCCUUGCGCGAGCAAGCUCAGUCACUGAGCGCUUCUUUAACUAACAAGGCGAAUGAACAGAAGGGAUUAGAAGAUACAUGCGCUGAACAGAUCGAGGAGAUUAAAUCCCUCAAAGCUCUUAUCGAGGAAAUGAUGAAAGAAAAAUUAGAGCUGCAAAAUCUAGCAAGCAUCUAUACCCGUGAAUGUAAUGAUGAAAGAUCAUUGGCAGAAAUUAAGGAAUCAGAACGCAGGGCUCAUGCCCAAGCUGAACAGCUGAAAAAUGCUCUAGAUGAACAUUUUCUGGAAUUGAGAGUGAAAGCUGCUAAUGAGACUGAAGCUGCUUGCCAAAAAAGGCUUGCCACAGCUAAGGCCGAAAUAGCUGAAUUAAGGUCUCAACUAGAUGUUUCAGAAAGGGAGGUUCUUGAACUUAAGGAGGCUAUUAGAAUCAAAGAGCAAGAAGCAGAGGCAUCAAUGGCUGAAAUGGAGACUGUUGGUCAAGCCUAUGAAGACAUGCAGACACAGAACCAACAUUUGUUGCAGCAGGUGACUGAGAGGGACGAUUAUAAUAUCAAGCUUGUUUCAGAAAGUGUCAAAACAAAGAAUGCUUACAGCAUUCUGUUAUCUGAGAAGCAAGCAAUGGCAAAGCAGCUUCAACAAGUUAAUGCAUCAGUAGAAUCUCUAAAAGCAAGGAUUGCACAUAAUGAAGAACAGAUGAAAGGUUGUCUGUCUGAGGCUUACAAAUUGAUUCAAGAAGACCGUCACCUUGCUAUCAGUCUCGAAACCACCAAAUGGGAAUUAGCUGACUCUGAAAAGGAAUAUAAGUGGCUCAAGUCGGCUAUAUCUUCAUCUGAGAAGGAGUAUGAGCAGAUCAGCCGGUUGACUAAUAACAUCAAAAUAAAAUUGGAUGAUGAAAGGAGUGAGAAGAAGAAGCUCGAGGAAGAGCUGAUUGAGUUAAACAAGGAGCUUGCUGAGUUGAGUUCCGAGAGUGUAGAAGCCGCGAUACAGAGACUACAGGAAGAGAUAAAGAACUGCAAAAACAUCCUUAAGUGUGGCGUCUGCUUUGAUCGGCCUAAGGAGGUGGUGAUAGUGAAAUGCUACCACCUCUUCUGCAACCAAUGCAUCCAAAGGAGCCUAGAGAUCAGGCACCGGAAAUGUCCUGGCUGCGGCACCGCCUUUGGCCAGAACGACGUCCGGUUCGUGAAAAUGUAAUAACACAUACGCAUGGCGUUGUACAUAAAAUAAGGUCCACAUCUCUCUCUCUCUCCCACUCUCCAAAAGAACGUUUACAUGUCAGAAUAUCAUUGUUGACGACCCUUUUCUCUUUGGGUAUCUUCUUUUACAAAAAAAAGGUGAUGUGGAACUUAUGUUUAUGGAUACAUACAGUGUUGGAGUUGUGUAGGGUUCCAGGAACUGUCGGUGACGUUGGGGUUGUCUCCUUUUAUACGCCUUUCUUUUAUGACAUGGGGACCUGACAACAGAGACCGGUGGUAGUUAGUUAUAUCUCUCUUCCCUUCUGUAGCUAAUGUCGGUUUAUAUUUCUCGUAUAUAUAAAUAUGGUAGGGCUCAAUCCCUAACCCUAACUCGAUAAUUGAUUUUUAAAAGCUAUAUUUGUUUGGAUAUCCGGGUUUCUAAUGUAAAAUAUUGAAAUGCAAUA
Tarenaya hassleriana is the source of this 3254-nucleotide messenger RNA. RefSeq names its product E3 ubiquitin-protein ligase BRE1-like 2. The coding region runs from base 164 to 2809 and encodes 881 amino acids. NCBI's taxonomy places the organism in Eukaryota, Viridiplantae, Streptophyta, Magnoliopsida, Brassicales, Cleomaceae. Gene Ontology annotation, cellular component: HULC complex; nucleus. The record is from RefSeq and is a predicted model, not a curated record. Gene Ontology annotation, molecular function: metal ion binding; ubiquitin protein ligase activity. The transcript is spliced from 20 exons.